This is a messenger RNA of Cryptococcus amylolentus CBS 6039, 638 nucleotides long. RefSeq lists its product as hypothetical. Lineage: Eukaryota; Fungi; Basidiomycota; Tremellomycetes; Tremellales; Cryptococcaceae. The record is from RefSeq and is a predicted model, not a curated record. The coding region runs from base 1 to 420 and encodes 139 amino acids. Gene Ontology annotation, cellular component: nucleolus. The transcript has 3 exons.
AUGCGCCACUCUUCUCUUGCAUCCGUCCUCACUCCAGCAGCCAUGAGCGACUACGCCUUUGUCUCGGGCGGGUCACUCAAGUUCAAGGGCGGUGCGGACACAAAGAAGAAGAAGAAAAAGUCCCACUCGUCUUCAGAUCGCUCCAAAAUCGACUCUGAAAUCAAGCUCAAGGAUGGCGGCAGCGGCAAGGGAAAGGAGAGGGAGACGUUGGGGAGUGCGGAGGCUCAUGGUUCCCGCUCAGAAUCGCAUUCAAGAUCGCCCAUGCCCGAGAGGAGGGAGGAGCCAAAGAUGACGGAAGCCGAGAGACGCUUCUUGGAACAGCAGAAGAAGAGGCGACAAGAAAGAGUAAAGCAAACAGCAAAGAUGACCCACAAAGAGAGGGUGUCCGAGUUUAACGCCAAGUUGGAUUCUCUCAGGUGAGCCUUGUUGGUCGAAUUCACCUCUCGAAUGAAUGCUAAUGUUGGUCCUAGUGAGCACCACGACAUGCCUCGUGUAAGUAUCGAUGAAAUUAGAUCGAACAGUACCAUGUUCACGAGGCUGAUGUUGUGUCUAGAUCGGCCCCGGGUAAUAUCAAUCGCCAUCUGGAAGUCUAUCAAGAUUUUUUGUACUCUACAUGCAUGUAUGUUUGAUCAUCGCUG